This is a messenger RNA of Geodia barretti, 1679 nucleotides long. The record is from the annotation of a GenBank genome assembly. NCBI's taxonomy places the organism in Eukaryota, Metazoa, Porifera, Demospongiae, Tetractinellida, Geodiidae.
CGUGUAUCGACUCUCGGAUGCUAUCUAUAGCCCGUGUCAGACUCUCCGCGAAUACUCAAAGCCCAGCCCACAUCAACUUAACUAACUAGCGGUACCGCGCAUGCGCAGUUCGCGGUGGGUUUUCUCGGAAGCUCCGGCCACCCACAGCUCUGCAUGAUUCCUGCACGCUGCUGCUGAGAUGCUGCUGACUCUGCUGCGAUGCUGGGUAGGCCUGGUUGCAGCUAUGGCUCUGGUGAAUGCAGUCCAGUGUUUCCUAGACCAGCAGUUCCCUAGGGACAGAAUCUAUGACCUCCAGCCUUCUGAAGCAACACGCCUAUUGUCGAGAAUGUUGGGAGUUUGGACACUGCUAGCUGCCUUCGUCCGAAUCGCUUUUGUUGUAUCACCACAUAACAAAAGUGUGUUUGCAGUGACAUUUGCUUCGUUUGUGCUGGCGUUUGCUCAAUUUGCUCUGGAAGUCUUUGUCUACCACACAGCCAGCCCUUCCUUUGCCUCCAUCGCACCUCUCUUUGUAUCAGGUGUUUCCAUUGUUUGGAUGACGUUUGUGUGGCCUACAAUUUCGUUUGCCGAGAGCACAAAGACGAAAAGGAUGUGAUGAUUUUUUUGCAUUAAAAAUUGGUUUUGAUGUGCACUAUAUUAUAUAUACACAUAAAACUGUACACGAUUACACUCACACGAACCAAGACAAAAAUAGAAGUUGUAUGCAUAAAAUAUGUGCUAACUCAAAAAGGCUCUAAAACUGUACAUUUUGGCAUAUCCUCUCUGCUUGCUAAUAUCGAUAAAAUUAUUUGUUUCUCCUACUGCUUGGCUCGUACGGACAACAUGGCUUCCCGUUCUCCUUAUAAUAGCUGUUUACCAGUCGCACAAACUGCUCUGAGGCUUUCUGCUUGGCAGUUUUUCUGCUCUCGUCUCUCCCCGAGGUGACAAACUCUCCAUUGACAAAGAACUUGCACUCCGUCGACCCGUUUUGCAUUUCGUUGAAUUCAAAAUCAUGCGUGAACUUCUUGUCGAAGCGAGCGAUGUAGCGUUGUGUGAUCGCGUUGACUAGUGAGCUGGAAGAGUUUCCGGGACAGAAGCACUGGCUACACAUGCACAUGGAUUGGAGCAUCUUUUGGACCUCCUUUGGUAUGCCAUCUCUUUGCCUCUUUCGACCUCGUCCCUUCUUUCUCUGCCUUCUUCUCGUGCUGCUUGCGAAUGGCCGAUAUGAGUGCAUCGACUUGGAGGGAAAUUUGCUCAAACGAAGCGUCGGUGUCAUCUCCCGAAGUGUUGUGAGCUGUCUCGUUGCUCGAACUGGAGGAUUCCCCGUGGCUGGUCCCCCUGGCUUGUUUCUUUGCCCCCUCGCCUCCUCCCACCUCCCCACCCGGCGACAAACGCCUCUUCCUCUCCACCCUCUCCCUCUUCUUCCUCUCUGAGCGCAGCAACUCGUGGUCGGGCCGCGGGUAGUCGGACACCAGCUCCUGCGUGUGGGCGGGGUAGCUGCAGCCGAGGAAAGUGACGUUGGCCCAGACCAGGGAGAGAUGUAUUGCCUUCUCCAGGCCGUGCCGGUCCAAGUUGUCCUCCACGAACAGAAGGCGGGACUCCCACUCGUGCUUAGGCUCCCAUGGGUUCCUCUUGACCAGCAGGUGGAGCGGCUGCGACUGUACGGUCGUCAUAUACAAGGAGGGAAGAACCGCAACCGCGUG